AUUGACUAUAAGUGAGUAUAUUCUUACCUCUCUUGCGCGCAUUCGGUAAAAAGCCAGAUGGCAUCGCCGCCUGCUCUGAGUCCAGAGCAGGAAUUGCACCUUCAAACAGCCUUCCUACUAUCAUCUGCGGUUGAUGCAUUCAACCCAGUUUCUGCACUUGUCGAGAAGAUCGAGCUGCAUAACUUUGCCGAGUAUGCAAUAUAUGAAUCAGGUCCUGUUCGGGCGCUUUUGGCGCUUUCAAGCAACGCCAUUAAGUUCGGGCCCAAAACUAAGACUCAAAUGCAGGUCCAGCCAACCGUUUUCAUCGCGUUCUCCAACAGCCUUCGCCACCCUGCGCACACCGCACCCAACCAGUCCUCCAUGGCCAACUUCCUAGCUGCGCAGCGGCAGUGCGGCUUCCCGGGAGCUGCAGCUUGCAAUGUGCAUGGCCACGCGCUAGCUGCCCUCGAGUCGCUGCCGCUGGGGUCCGUUUUCAGCCUACUGGGCCAGGGCUACAAGCUGGUGGCCACGGGCUACAAGUUCGGCGGUGUGGUGGCACACCUGUUCGCCACACGUGUGCUGCUGCAGCUGCACCAGGAGGUCCAGAUGGCGCGGCAGAUGGGCAUCAACCUGACCAUGAACCUGGCGGAUAACAAGGUUUCCAGCUACGCCUUUGGCAGCCCCUUCUUCGCCACAGCCUCCAUGGGUCGCUGCCUGGCCGCCCUAGACCUGCUCCAACAGCAGCAGCAACCCUCCCAGCGCCCCUCACCGCCCAUACAGCACAACCUGCACACCAUCUGGCGCGCCGGAGACGCAAGCGCCGCGUUCUUCACCGCUGCCAGCGAGCUCGUCACCGUUGCGUCGGCAGCCCGAGAUGCAGCGUACGACGUUACAACUGGCGACGUUGACGCCGCGGGUGGAGGACUGGAGGGCGACCUGGCCUCGCAGGCGUCCAUAGCACGUACCCCUCAGGUUGCAGCUGUGCAGGAGUGGUGCCGUUUCGUGGCGGAUAAUGUGGACGGGCUAUCUAGGUGCCGUAGCAGCGGCCCCAGCCGUCUGCUAGCACGGCCGCUCGACAC
Messenger RNA from Astrephomene gubernaculifera, 1058 nucleotides. Lineage: Eukaryota; Viridiplantae; Chlorophyta; Chlorophyceae; Chlamydomonadales; Astrephomenaceae. The record is from the annotation of a GenBank genome assembly.